This is a messenger RNA of Leptidea sinapis, 2270 nucleotides long. It is a transcript of the gene nudE, whose product is annotated as nuclear distribution protein nudE-like 1-B. Gene Ontology annotation, molecular function: microtubule binding. The record is from RefSeq and is a predicted model, not a curated record. The transcript has 7 exons. Gene Ontology annotation, cellular component: centrosome; kinetochore; kinesin complex. Bases 290 to 1393 code for a protein of 367 amino acids. NCBI's taxonomy places the organism in Eukaryota, Metazoa, Arthropoda, Insecta, Lepidoptera, Pieridae. Gene Ontology annotation, biological process: establishment of mitotic spindle orientation; mitotic centrosome separation; chromosome segregation.
UAGCAGUAGUCUGUGGUUUUCUUUGAAGUUGUGAUUUCAUGAAUUGUGAGGUGUGAAAAGAAGAGAGUUAAAUAAUUUUAAAUGAAGUCAUAAUUAUUGCACUGACUAUGUCCACAGUUUAUUGUAACAUUCAUUAUUACCAAUAGAAAAAAAAUUAAGUUGCUUCUCAUUUAUUAAAUAAUUUGGUAUAGAUUAUUGAAGGUAAACUAUCUAUGCCAACGAUUUUGUCCGCAAUUAUACUUUGCAUUUAUAAUAUAAAAGGUACCAAUAUAUCCUGCCCCUAUCAAUAAUGGCGAAUGUAGAAUCUGACCAAUUUGGUAAGGACUCUAUAGAGUAUUGGAAAAAACAAGCAAAAUAUUACGAACAGAAGGCCAUGGAUAUUCAAAAAGAAUUAGAUGAGUACACGGAAAAUUCUGAGCAAUUGGAGAAAGAAUUAGAAGCUUCAUUAAUACAAGUGGAAAAGCAGAACAAUGAUUUAUCAAAACACAACCAAAGGCUUCUUAAUGAAAUUGAUGUCCUAAAGACUAAACUAGAAAGAAGCCAGCAUGAGACAAAUGCAUUAGAAAAUGAAUUGCAAGCCUUGAAGAAGGAAAAAGAAAAGCAGGCUUCUUACAUAAGGGAACUUGAACAAAAAAAUGAUGAUUUAGAACGAGGACAAAGGGUUAUAUCAGAAUCUGUAUCAUAUAUUGAGCAACUAUUUAACCAAGCAUGUGAGCGCAAUGCUGUUCUAGAAAGUGAAGUGGAUGAGAUUGAAACUCUUCGAGAGAACUUACAACGAGCUAACGAUGAAGCAAGAGAUCUCAAACAAGAACUGAUAGUUAAAGAAAAAAUACCUGUUUUGAAAAAAGAAGAAGGUGGUGCAACUGAAAACAUAUGCAAUGGUCAUUCAAACAGUAGGAGUCAAGUUGAAAUUGAAACACAAACAACAAUGGAAUUACCCCUCAGAGGGGAGAUAAACGGAAACGGAUUGACCCUGUCUGCUCGAGUUACAGCUAUCAAUAUAGUUGGUGAUCUCCUCCGGAAGGUUGGGCUUGAAAGAUUUCUCUGCCGCCAUUGUGGUAAAGUGAAGUGCACGUGUCACGUCGAUGGCGCGCCAGUUGCUUCCCCUCAUGUCAUGAAAGAAAAGGAAAUACAAAUAGGACUCGACAUAGAAACAGAAGCCACGGACGCUUCUGUUGAAUACAGGAAGACAACAGAAGUGAACCAACCCAGACCCGAUAGGAACACGACCGGCUCUGAUGCAAGCCGGAGGUGCUCCGACCGUUCGUUUCAGAGAUCUCACCAGAACGAUGGAAAGUUGCGACGGUCGUUCAUAGUGCGGUCUAGAGAGGGACUGGAAUCUUUUCUUAAUUUUAGAAAAGUUCAAGAUAAUACAAAAGGAAACAAAAUAUAAAACACCUAGAAUAGCUUAUAUGUAGUUCUGUAUUAUUUGUACAUCACACUUGGUGCCAUAACGUAAGAAGAGUAGUUAACAAGCAGUAGAGUAAGAUAGAUAAGUAAUGUAACAAAUGAAAUUGUUUUGUCUUGGUAGGUAUUCUAUACCUGCACAUUGUUGAAUCGGUAUACUGUUUAUUCGAAUAUUCAACGGUUUCGCCUCUGGCUGGUAUGUUUUGUAUACAACUAUCCUGGUGACAGGUAAUAGCUCGGCGACACCUGGUCGUGUCAGCUCUGUCACGUUGACACUGUCAUCGUCAGAUUUCUACUAAUGUCACACACAACAUCAACUUCGUUGAACAUUCUGUAGUAGACAAAAAGCUGGCAACACUUUUGUGAUUCCUCUGGGAUUCUGGGAGUGGGUAGGCGGCACCUUCUUUUGCCCUCCUCUUAAAAAAAAAUAGAACAAACCGUUACUCGUAUGCUUGUUCUUAAACGAAGUCCUGUGCGUGCGUUAUAUUCUAUUAAUAUAACAUAUUGUAUUAAAUUUAUGAAAUUGUGUUCCGACUCUGUUAUAUCAGUGUUGAUAAAUUAGAUGGCGAAACCCUUGCAGGGGAAAACAUACUGGUACCUGAGCCUUUUGACAGAUCCAAUCCGAAAAUUGUAGAUUAUGUGACCUAAGCGAUAUUUUGAAUGAACUUGUCUAGAAAAAAAUUUACCGUGUGCAGUGAUGUUAAAUAGUAGAUAUUGUAUUUUGUCUUCCAUUUUCUGUUCUAAGUUAUUACUAUUGUUAUAUAUAUCUUUAUAUUAUUACAAUGAGGUGGAGGCUUCUAUCGUGCUUAACAUGUUCACAUAACUUACUAAUAUAAACAUCAUUCAUUCUGUAAUUUUCUUCA